UCACAUCUGUUCAUUUUCUUUGUGUUUUUGAACCUGUCCAGCAUUAGUGUGUGGAUGUGUAAGUGUGAAGAUACAGUUUUUUAGAAAUGGAAUAUACCACACAAGGCCUUGGAAACACAAAGAUGAAGAAACACAAUCAAGAUGCUGCAGUAGGUACGCCCAACAUAACCAUGCCAGCGAAGACCCCACACUCAGGAGGUGUCCGUCCUGACUGGAUUUUGUACACGGUUCCUUCUUUUGCCUUUGUGCUGGGACUGCUGCUGUUCUCACUAGUCUGUAAAACACAGAGUCACAGAAAAAGAAGACGGUUUUCAGCUAUGAAGAGACAAAUGAAUGGAACCACAGCAAGACAGACUGAUAAAGGCCCAGGAUGUCCUGAACCUUUUGUGGACAAACAAUCUAAUCUUGAAAAACAAGAGGCCCAGUCCUAUGAGAAUGUUACUGCAGCCAUAUACAGCAAUCAGGAUAAAGUGACAUAUUAUGUAACUCCAGAUGAAGACUACAUUACCCCUGAUGCAGUGGGAGAUGCAGGGGCAGUACAUGGGCAGAAUCAGAAUGAUCGACUUCAGACUCCUCAUACCUUAACAGAUACUGAUGGGGAGUCAUAUGAGAACAUGGAGGGGUGUGUGUAUUCUCGACCUCGCAGAAACGCACUCAAGCGCACAAUCGCUGUUGACGACGAUGAUUACAUAGACCCUGUUGAAAACCAGAAAUCAAAUCUGGAACAGACUGACACAGAGUCCUAUGAGAAUAUGUUUAACUCCAUGUCCCCCUACGGAGCAAACCCAACUGCACACAGCAGCACACACUCCAUAGAUGAUGAGUCGUACGUGCGCAUGGACAGCAUCUAGGACCCUGAGGGCACAUUGAAGAGACACAGGGACAAGUGGUGCCUCAGACAGUAGACAGUAUGAAGCAGAGCGGACAGGACAGAUCAGCUGGACGUGAUGGUGGGGGGUUAAAAAGAUCCUGACUGUAAGCGUUUGAGCACAAAAGCUGAUUUGGGGAAUGUAAAUAUUUCAACAUUGUUUAAUAAGCAGAUUGUGAGAAGAUCUGCUUCAGGAGGAAAAGCUGUGAUUCACCGAAGGACUGAACAGGAAAAUAAAGUUUCAUUACACCCUCAGUCACUGUAAAUUAUAUGUAAUUAGAACAUAGUCCACAUCUGUUGCUCAGCCG
This is a messenger RNA of Electrophorus electricus (electric eel), 1176 nucleotides long. RefSeq lists its product as uncharacterized. The record is from RefSeq and is a predicted model, not a curated record. Lineage: Eukaryota; Metazoa; Chordata; Actinopteri; Gymnotiformes; Gymnotidae.